Messenger RNA from Oncorhynchus gorbuscha (pink salmon), 669 nucleotides. Its product is annotated as octapeptide-repeat protein T2-like. The transcript has 2 exons. NCBI's taxonomy places the organism in Eukaryota, Metazoa, Chordata, Actinopteri, Salmoniformes, Salmonidae. The annotation marks the transcript as partial. The record is from RefSeq and is a predicted model, not a curated record.
AGAGAGAGAGAGAGAGAGAGAGAGAGAGAGAGAGACAGAGAGAGAGAGAGAGAGAGAGAGAGAGAGAGAGAGACAGAGAGAGAGAGACAGAGGGACAGAGAGAGAGACAGAGAGAGAGAGAGAGAGAGAGAGAGAGAGAGAGAGAGAGAGAGAGAGAGAGAGAGAGAGAGAGAGAGAGAGAGAGAGAGAGAGAGAGAGAGAGAGAGAGAGAGAGAGAGAGAGAGAGGGACAGAGAGAGAGAGAGAGAGAGAGAGAGGAGAGAGAGACAGAGGGACAGAGAGAGAGACAGAGAGAGAGAGACAGAGAGAGAGAGAGGGACAGAGAGAGAGACAGAGAGAGAGAGAGAGACAGAGAGACAGAGAGAGAGAGAGAGAGAGAGAGAGACAGAGAGAGAGAGAGAGAGAGAGAGAGAGAGACAGAGGGGACAGAGGGACAGAGAGAGACAGAGAGAGACAGAGAGAGAGAGAGAGAGAGAGAGAGAGAGAGAGAGACAGAGAGAGAGACAGAGAGAGAGAGACAGAGAGAGAGAGAGAGAGAGAGAGAGAGAGAGAGAGAGAGAGAGAGAGAGAGAGAGAGAGAGAGAGAGAGAGAGAGACAGAGGGACAGAGGGACAGAGAGAGAGACAGAGGGACAGAGAGAGAGACAGAGAGAGAGAGACAGAGGGACAGA